AUGCUAAAAAUUAUCUUUCCCUCCAUCAUACUAAUCCCCCUGACCUGACUAUCAAAAAAUAGCAUAAUCUGAAUUAAUCCAACAAUGUAUAGCCUACUAAUUAGCCUUAUUAGUCUAUCCCUACUUAGCCAAUACAGUGACAACAGCACUAAUUUCUCACUCCUAUUUUUCUCAGAUGCUCUAUCAGCACCCCUACUGGUCCUAACAACAUGGCUACUACCCCUAAUACUAAUUGCCAGCCAGUCUCACCUUUCCAAAGAACCCCUUACACGAAAAAAGCUAUAUAUCACUAUACUAAUCCUACUACAAGUUCUCCUAAUCAUAACAUUCACUGCAUCAGAACUAAUCAUGUUUUACAUCCUAUUCGAGGCAACCCUAGUCCCUACCCUAAUUAUCAUCACCCGAUGGGGUAAUCAAACAGAACGACUUAAUGCAGGCUCCUAUUUCUUAUUUUAUACCCUAACAGGAUCUCUUCCCCUCCUAGUUGCACUUGUCUAUAUCCAAAACACGGUAGGCUCCUUAAAUUUUCUAAUUAUGCAGUACUGAAACCAACCCCUAAUAGACUCCUGAUCUAAUGCACUGCUAUGACUAGCAUGCAUAAUAGCAUUUAUAGUGAAAAUACCCCUAUACGGCUUGCAUCUAUGACUGCCUAAGGCUCAUGUAGAAGCCCCAAUUGCAGGGUCCAUAGUCCUAGCCGCAGUCCUGCUCAAACUAGGAGGCUACGGCAUACUACGCCUCACAGCUAUACUAAAUCCCCUCACAGAGUAUAUAGCAUAUCCAUUCCUAAUACUAUCCCUCUGAGGCAUAAUCAUGACCAGCUCCAUCUGCUUACGCCAAACUGACCUAAAGUCACUUAUUGCCUACUCCUCAGUUAGUCACAUGGCCCUGGUUAUUGUAGCUAUCCUAAUCCAAACUCCCUGAAGCUACAUAGGGGCUACCACCCUCAUAGUCGCCCACGGACUCACAUCCUCUAUACUUUUCUGUCUAGCAAAUACAAAUUAUGAACGUACCCACAGUCGAACAAUAAUUCUGGCGCGAGGCCUGCAAACACUACUACCUUUAAUAGCAAUAUGAUGAUUACUGGCAAGUCUCACUAACCUGGCCCUGCCCCCUACAAUUAAUCUACUUGGAGAACUGUUCGUAAUUAUAGCCUCAUUCUCCUGAUCUAACAUCACAAUUAUCCUAAUGGGAGCCAACAUGAUAAUCACAGCCCUAUACUCAUUAUAUAUGCUCAUCAUAACACAACGAGGUAAUCAUACCUACCAUAUCAACAAUAUUAAACCCACCUACACACGAGAAAACUCACUCAUAGCUUUACAUAUGCUCCCCCUACUAAUGCUAUCACUCAACCCUAAAGUCAUCAUAGGCUUCACAUACU
This is a messenger RNA of Vicugna pacos (alpaca), 1378 nucleotides long. The record is from the annotation of a RefSeq genome assembly. Lineage: Eukaryota; Metazoa; Chordata; Mammalia; Artiodactyla; Camelidae.